UAAUAUUCUGUGAGAAUGUUCGAGCCGCCAUCUCCCAGUUUGAUGCUGCUGCUGCUGCUGCCACUGAUGCUCAGCAUGGUGGACGGCCAGCAGUGCAGCCGGCAUUACAACCUGCAGACCAAUCAACUCAUCAACAUAACCAGCUCUAAUUUUCCAAGGGCUCUGCCAGCGGGCAGCAGCUGUCGUUACCAGAUUAAAGCGCCUCCCAAUCAUGUGAUACACCUGACUUGUCGCUUCGAAGUGUAUCCCGACAUCUGUCAGUCCAAGUUUCUCUUCAUCUCACGCGACGGAGAUAUGGAAUUCCGUGAUGCCGAGCGCUAUUGUCGCAUGGGUCAAGUGUCCCGCACCUCGAACUAUCAAUCCAUAGCCUUGGGCUACCAGUCGAUCAGUGCCUCAACCCAGCAGCGCGCCAGGCUGAGCUGCCAGGCGGUGGCACGUCGCGUGCCCUGCGACUGCGGCUGGUCGCAGCCGACGCGCAUCACGAACGGCGUCGAGGCGACCAAGCACGAGUAUCCCUCAAUGGUGGGUCUGCGGGAGAUUGGCUCCAAUCAGCCCAUCUUCUGUGGCGGCAGCAUCGUCAGUGAUCGCUUCAUUGUCACCGCAGCGCAUUGCACGGUCCAGCGAUUGGCCACUCGACUCUUGGCUCUGGUGGGUGAUCACGAUCUCAGCAGUGCUAGCGAAUCGAUGUUCGCUUUUCAAUAUGCCAUACAAACCAUUAUCAAUCAUCCGGCCUACAACAGCAUUGGAGAUACAAACGAUAUCGCUCUGCUCCAGACAUUGGCACCAAUCGAAUUUUCACGAGGCGUGGCGCCCAUUUGCCUGCCCUUUGGACAGACACAAUUAGCGGAAACCUACGAGUUGGUCGAUAUUGCUGGCUGGGGCACUUUGGGCUUUGGUUUUGCCAAAUCGAACACGCUGCAAAAGGCCCGAUUGAUGACCAUUGUGAAUACUGAGUGCAGUGUCCGGUAUAAUGUCACCAUAGCCCCCAAUCAGGUGUGCACUUACGAUCAUACGGGAUUGGGCCAGGACUCCUGCCAGUACGAUUCGGGCGGACCCGUUAUCCAGCGCCAACGCUCACGCAUGUUCCUGCUCGGCAUCAUCAGCUACGGACGCGCCUGUGGCCAGCGCUUUGGCAUUGGAGUCAACACUCGCGUCUCGGCACAUCUCAACUGGCUUUGGCGCUAUUUGGGCGGCUCGGUUUGUGCGCGUUAG
This is a messenger RNA of Drosophila montana, 1212 nucleotides long. RefSeq names its product venom serine protease. The record is from RefSeq and is a predicted model, not a curated record. NCBI's taxonomy places the organism in Eukaryota, Metazoa, Arthropoda, Insecta, Diptera, Drosophilidae. Gene Ontology annotation, molecular function: serine-type endopeptidase activity. Gene Ontology annotation, biological process: proteolysis. Bases 16 to 1212 code for a protein of 398 amino acids. The transcript has 4 exons.